Molecule: messenger RNA, 9049 nt
Organism: Centrocercus urophasianus (Greater sage-grouse)
Lineage: Eukaryota; Metazoa; Chordata; Aves; Galliformes; Phasianidae
Product: olfactory receptor 6F1-like
Exons: 1
Coding region: 6807-7748 (313 amino acids)
Biological process (GO): G protein-coupled receptor signaling pathway
Cellular component (GO): membrane
Molecular function (GO): olfactory receptor activity; G protein-coupled receptor activity
Source: RefSeq, a predicted model, not a curated record
GUCCUUUAGGUUUCCCAUUGACUGUCUAUUACCUUCCCACUGUGUUCCCUUUGCCUUUCCUUAGGUUUCCCUUUAUUUUCCACUAUGUUUCCCAUUUCCCUUCUCGUAAGUUGCACCUUGCCUUGCAGUAGCUUGCCUUUGUCUUCCCCUUGCUUUCCAGUCGGUGAUCACUUUCCUUUUCCUAGGUUUCCCCUUGCUUUCCCCUUGCCUUCCCCUGCACUGCCUCUUGUCUUCUCCUAGGUUUACCCAUGCACUACCCAGUGUGUCUCUUUUCUUCCCCUAGGUUGUCUUUUGCCUUCCCCUAGAUGUUCCCUUUAAUUCCUAUAGAUUUCCCCUUCACUGGUCCAUUGAUUUCCCAUUGUAUUCCCCUUGGAUGAUUGUGCUGAGGUUGCUUCUGUUCAGCUGAAACAGGCCACGAGAAAGCUGAUGGGAUGGGAUGCCUGUUGAAUAGUGGUUUUCAAGAUAACAGAGUUCUCGUUAAUGGCAAAAGCAUGAAUGGGGAAAAAAUGCCCAAAAAAGUACAGCCUAGGUACACAAGAAGGAAGAAAUGUCACAAAAGGGGACAGUACUGUGGUACCAGAGGUCACCUAGAUAUAGUUUGUGAUCAGCUCACAGCUUUGUACUUCAAGGAACAGCUGAAGAAGGUGGAGACACAUGCAUGACUGUAGGGAAAUGCCAGGGUGAGAGCAAGAUGGGCAAUGGAGUUGGGUGUCUAGGGCCUUCAGGUAGGUGUCAAGAAGCACAGGAAAACCUGCAGCACAGCAGGUAGAAGGCGCUGGCAAGGAUGGAAGGCCUCAACUGCACUUAAAUCUUUGAUCCCUUAGCCAUAGCUAAUGAGGAGAUGCAUUAUACUCCUGGCACGGAGGACCUGUUGCUUCCUUGCAUAGGCUGAGAGGUGUCAUACCAUCGUCCUUCACUUGAAAACACUCCGUACAUCCCACAUGCUGCCCUGGAAGGGCCCUCAGUAAUGCAUGAAUGGCAGAUCUCUUCUCCCAGUGUCUGAGAUCAGACCUUGGCCCUUCUGAUAGUUUUCCCAGCACAGUUCUUUGCCUGUCUUCAAUUAUCUGCUCUAUAAAGUCCAUGGGGAGUUUUGUAAGUAAUGGCCCUCAAUGGGGCCCAUUAACACUGCAAGUCUCUUCAACUUUUCCUUCUGAGUUUACCUUCUCAACGAGUUACAUCAUUCUUAUACCUCAACUUAGUAGACUUAGUACCAAACACACCAUGGGGCUCAUUGCAGUGCAGAAGCAAUAAUGAGUCACAUCUCUUCCAUAACUUGAUAGAAGACUGGAAACUUUGUCAGUAUUUUGUGCUUUUCAAGCACCAUCCUCCACUUGAUAUUGACCCAAGUAGCAUUCUGUGAAGAACUAGAUAGGCAGGAAAAGCAGUCCACUCCUCAGCUGUAUUUCUCCAGAGAGGCUCAUCUUCCCCUACAGAUAGCUCUACAAGAAGUGUUUUGUACAGAGAGAUGGAAAAUAAUAAAAAUAAACACGUUGUGAAGCUGGCUAAGGACACAGACAGACUACUGAAAGACUAGCAAACUUGAAUGCUUUGAAACUCAAAGCAGCAACUGGGCAGGUGAGAAGGAUCUGAGUGAUCAAAGAGUAAGAUAAUAAAAUAUCUGGAGAACAAUGGGAAGUGCAUAUGUCCAGGCAGGAUUCUGGAAAUGUGGCUUUCCAGCAUAAUCAGGGUAGACGAAAGCACCUGGAAGAUUAAGAAGACUAAAUGCACACCAUGACUGAGCAGUGGCAAUGCAAGUAAAGGGAAGGAUCAAUAAUUCUUCUACAGUGAUUACGCACUCUGAAAACUCAUAUUUCUUCAAGACAGAAGUCAAGCAGUGUUACAUUAUAUUGAGAGGAUGGCAUUAUUUAUUAUUAUUUAUUAUUUAUUAUUUAUUAUUUAUUAUUAUUAAUUAUUAUUAAUUAUUAUUAAUUAUUACAACUGCCCAAUCCAGCACACAAAACCUUCCCAGAGACAAGUUGGUGGGCUCUUAGGAUUGACCCACAGUUGAAAUGGCCAGUGGGAACCUCAGAAACUUGGCUUUAUUCUUACCAAAUGACACCAAAAUGUCUCUGAACCAUCUUAGGUCAUCUGUGGCAAACAAAGGCUGAAAGAUUCAGAGCAGAUCACUUCAAGUGGCUGAGGCAGAACCUUUCAGCUUCCUCCCAUGCUCCCAGUGUGGAACAUGUUCCCUUCUAGCUGGGAAAAUUAAAGGAAGCCAUGUGAAAAAACCCUUCAGGUCUAUCUUCAGAGUAAGGAAAACUAUAAAAAUUUAUUGUGCCGUAGAGACAGAAGGCAACAAGCAUUGGAUUGUGCCUCAUAUUAGUGAAAGAGAACUAAUCCAUUUUAUCUUGAAGCAAACAACUGAAGCAAAGUGAAAGGCACUGUCUUAGAGCCUAAUGUGACGAAGAAGGCAGAUCUCCAGUGUGAUCUUGUGCCAUGACCAAUGCCAGUUAUGCUAGAGAAAGAGCAAGGAAGAGCACCAAGCCAGCAUCAGUGUACAGAAGAGCCCAUGGGAGUGAGUGCAGACUGACUUGACCUCUGUCAGCAACAGCUUGAAAAAAAUAAGUGCAUCUUGAUAUCAGUGGGUCUUUUUUGUAACAGGGGAAUAGACCCUCUUCAUGGGCACCAAUAUGGAGACCACUGCUUUUAAACUGUUGUUUAACAUCAACUUUUCUUCAUAAGGUCUCCUCUGUACCAUAGAAUCCAACCUCAGCAGCCACUUUGUCACAGUCAUUAAGCAUGAACGCUGCCAGGCCUAAAUGUAACAUGUUCCCCCCGACUGUGUCAUCACACAGGGCAAGUGGAGGGGAGAUGAUAGCAAAGAAAUACAUUUGACCGUAGAUGUUGUGGUCCAACAGAAACAUGGAGCCAAGGAAGUGGACAGGGAGGGGCAGGAAAGGCAACAGAAGUGGUGAUGGGUAAGAAUUAAUGGGCAGACCAACAGGUGAUACGUUGUGAGUUUUUACUACAGGCCACCUGACUGAGAUGAGAAGUUGAUGAGGCAUUCUGCAGUCAGCUGGAAGCAUCCUCACAAUCACAACCCCUGCAGAACUUCAUGCAUGGGGACUUCAGCUAACCUGAUAUCUGAUAGAGAGAUUUCAUAGCCAGGCAGAAACAGUCCAAGAGGUUUGUGGGUCUGUGCAGAGAACCGAUGGUAAUUUUUGACACAGGUGAUGGAAAAGCCAAGAAGGAGACGUGUAUCUGGGCCUUGCACUAACAAAUAUGAAGGACUGGUUGGAAAUGUAAAAUUUGCGGGUAGCCUUGGCAGCAGCAACUAUGAGAUGGUAGAGUUCAGGUUCUUUCAGGGAGGAUGCAAAGCAACAAACAGAAUUGCAGCUUUGGCUUCUUCAGGAUCCUGCUUGGAGAAAUCUCAUGGGAUGGGGCACUAGAAGGAAGAGGAGUUAAAGAGAGGAGGUCAGUAUUCAAGCAUCUCAUCUUUCAGGCUCAGAGUCAGUGCAUUCACACUAGUAAGAAUUCUAGCAAAGGAGGCAGGAGAACUGCUUGGAUGAGCAAGGAGAUGAUGAGAAAACUCAAACAAAAGAAAGAAGUGUACAGAAUGUGGAAAAAGGGACAGGCCACUUGGAAAGAAUACAGGAGCGUUCUCAGAAUAUGCAGAAAAGCUAAGGCCUGUUUGGUAUUUAAUCUGUCAAGGGGUGUAAUGGACAAAAAAAUUGAUAUAUCAGGAGGAAGAAGAAAGCAAGUGGAGGGCAAAAUAGUGAUCAGGAACAGUCAACACUUUUUCAACAAGGGGAAAUCAUGCUUAACCAAUCCGAUAGCUUUCUUUGACAGGAUGACUAGCUGGGUAGAUGGGAUGGAUGUUGUCUACCUGGACUUUGACCAGGUUUUUGACACUCUUCCCCAUAACAUCUAUGUAGACAAUCUUGGAAGAUGUGGAUUAGAUGAGUAGACAGUGAGGUCGAUUGAGAGUUGGCUGAAUGACGGGGCUCACAGCUGUAAGCAGCUGCAGAGUCUGGCUAGAGGCCUGUGGCUUGUGGCAUCCUCCACAGGUCUGUACUGAGUCCGAUCUUGUUCAACUUAAUCCUCAGUGACCUGGAUGAAGGAACAGAGUGUACCCUCAGCAAGUUUGCUGAUGAUACCAGAGUGGGUGGAGUGGAAGAUAUACCACAGGACUGUGUGCCAUUCAGAGAGACCUCAACAGGCUGGAUGGAUGGGCAGAAAAGAGCAUCAUGAAGUUCAACAAGGGGAAACACAAGGUCCUGUAUGUGGAGAGGAAUAACUGCAUGCAUUAGUACAGGUUAGGGGCUGACCUGCUGGAGGGGAGCUUUGCAGGGAAUGACGGAGGCAUCCUGGCGGGCGGUGAGCUGACUAUGAAACAGCAGUGUUCCCUUGUGUCCCAGAAGGCCUCAUCGCCUGCUCCUGCCUGCAGAGGAGAAAGGAAGAGGUUGGAACAAAGGAAAAUAAUAUUAUCCUUACUUGAUUUAUGUGUUUAGGGAAUCUGACUCCAUCAGUGCACAAGGACUUAGGGUGAGAAAAAUAAAGGUAGACGUUAAAGAGGAAGUGAAAGAUAUUACAGCAUGUAUUUUGCACAUGUAUUAUCACAAUUACAACAAUGAAACUACAAAAACUAUGAAGAAAAGAUGGGCUUUGCUAAUGUGAGGUACAUUGGUUAUCAUAUAAGGAUAAUGGCCACCUUAUUGUGGCCAGUAACUUCGCAGAAGAACUGCUCCACAGACUUACUUAUUUUGGCAGUGAGGUACUGAAAAUGUACUGGCAGUGUGCAGCACAGCACAGAUAACCCCACUGCCCCAGGCAGCUGCUGCUGCGUUGGCACAAGCACUGCUGCCCAGAGGAGUCCCAUAGAGCAGGGUUUGCAGAUGGCAACGUAGCAGUCAUAGGCUAUGACAGUGAGAUAAGAAAAUUGAGCUCCAGUGGUGGUGAGAAAGAUCCGGGCAGCAUAACUUGCAUAGGAAAUUGACCUGAUAUCCCAGAGGAAGUUGGCCAUGGGCUUGGUGAAAGCUGUCUUCUUUCUUACAGCCCUGUUAGAUACUGAAGGCCGCUCUGAGGUCUCCUCAGAGCCUUCUCUUGUCCAGGCUGCACACCCCAGCUCUCUCAGCCUGUCCUUGCAGAGAGGUGUUCCAUCCCUUGGAGCAUUUUAGUGGCCUCUCUGGCCAUGCUCCAACAGCUCCAUGUCUCUCCUACGCUGACCAGCAAAAUUAUCCCAUCUUCCUAAAAAGCCCUACAUUAAUAUUUGCAAUCUUCUCAUUUCUAUUUUGCAACAUUAUUUCUUACAAGCAAUGAUUGGCAACCUUGUCAACUUUAGGAGGUGUGUGAAGACUUCCCCUCUAAAAAUCCCAGUAUAAAUGUGAGCUUCUGUAAAGUGAAUGCAACCAAUUUAAUUCUCUUGCUUUCUUUUUUCUAAGACUUAUGGAUCAAUCAGUCUUCCUAAAGACUCUGGAAAAACACAGAUGCUUUUCAGAAAAUUUUUCUGCUGCCAGGGGAGUAGGUGAAAAUUUUCCUAUAUCCUCAAGAGCAGAACAUACUCUUCCACUCCGAUUUUAGGAAAGCAUAAUUGGAAUAUAACUCUCUGCAGACAGAGGGGCCCAAGGGUUUUGAGGAAAGAGUGAAAUAACAGUGCCUUGUCUGCUCAGCACUUUGCCUAGAUGAAGCUUUAAUGAAGGGCGUAAUACAAUUUCAGUUUUUGCUAAGACAGUGUAGUCCAGUAUAGUCAAUUAAUUAAAAAUACAUCAAAAAUUACAGUCAGAAAGCCAGGCAGAGGAAUGAAAGAAGUAGUGUGUACUGAGUUAGAGAACUGGUGUAGAAAUGGAUUGAUUCUGUGGGAAAUUUAGCAGUCAUGGAAAUCACCAUGUUUCUUUGGCAAAGCUUUAACAACUUGCAUUGAAAAGUGCAUCACUAUGAUGAGAUUCCCCUCAGAGGUCAGGAAGGAUUAGAUGGAUUCAUUUUCUUCUCAGACAGAAAGAGAUACUUUGAUUUUUCACCAAAAAAAAAAAAAGUGUACUAAUGUUUACUAAUGUUUCUUAUUGUUUUUCUUGCUGUCUUCUUGGAGUUUAUCUUCAUGAUCUUAAAUGAAAUCAAUUUUGAAAGUGAAAGCUUUAUGCACAAUAAUUGUUUAAAAAUACACAUUUGUUCAUCUGUUCAUUUCUGCACCCUGUUCUGCUGUUCUGUUAGAGAGCAGAUCUUGAAUUUGCUCAUAUUCUGUCUGGCUGUUACAGGCAUCAGGAGCUGACCUAAUCUACAUUUCAACUACCUCCUUUGGAAACAGCUGCUAGUGUUUCCUCAUUGUCAGUGGGAAGAUAUACAGAUUAGGAUGUGAUUUAUUAAAAUAGCAUAAAAACAUUUUGCUUUGAUAUAAACUGCACCUCUAAGUGCCCGUCUGUCUCCUUUGGCUAUAACUAGUUCAGAUGAAGACGACUCCAUUCUCUCAAAUCAUACCAAAAUGCUGAGAAGAAGAUAGGAUACACUGCAACCUUUGUGGUCCAGGUUUAAGCUAAUUCUCUCAGUUCCCCCUUAUGGCCAAAGAAGAGAAAUACUGUCUUCUCCACAAGGCUCUUCAUCCCAUCCCGAUUACCCUACUGAGAAGAGGUAAGUUGAAUUACACUUCAGAGAGGCUAACUGCCUGGCAAGUGCACAGAAUUGUCCCUGUUCCUAGGUCUGUCUCUUUAGCAACAUGGCUAAGGUUUAGUAGAAUGAAUCCAGAUCCAAGUGACUGAUUUCUCACUGCACUCAAAUCCAUGGUGAAGUUGGGUAUAACAUUUCUCUGGCGGUUUGGAAGGGGUGCACCGGUGCAUCCAUCUUCAGUGAGUCCGUUAUUUGCUUGUUAGGACUGGAUGUGGAACAGAAGUUGCACUCAUGUGAAGGAGUUCAUCCUGGUUGGAUUUCCUGGCUCUCCAUAUUUGCAGCUAACGAUGUUUCUCUUCCUCCUCUUUGCAUAUGUCCUGACAGUAAUGAGCAAUAUCUCCAUUAUCAUUCUGGUGACGACACACCGUCAUCUCCACAGCCCUAUGUAUUAUUUUCUUUGUAAUUUUGCCUUCCUGGAGAUCUGCUUCACCACUGCCUGUGUCCCAAAGACAUUGGUUAAUUUGGGGUCACAGAGUCAAUCCAUUUCCUUCACAGGUUGCCUCCUUCAGAUGUACUUCGUCUUUUCUUUCGGUUGCACAGAAUAUUUCCUCCUCACUGUCAUGGCAUACGACCGCUACUUGGCCAUAUGCUACCCCCUAAGCUACACCACCAUCAUGAACAGCACUCUGUCCACAUGGCUGGCAGCGGUUUCUUGGAUAGGUGGUUUCCUGACCAUUUCAGUGCCCACAUUUUUGAUUUCCAGGUUGUCUUUCUGUGGCUCUAAUGUCAUCAACCACUUUUUCUGUGACAUCUCUCCCUGGAUUAUCCUUUCCUGUACAGAUACCUCCCUUGUGGAGAUGGUGUGCUUCAUCAUGUUUGCCAUUGUCAUCCUUGGCUCCUGUGUCAUUACCUUGGUCUCAUAUACUUAUAUCAUAUAUACUGUACUGAAGAUCUCAUCUGCACAAUGCCGCAGAAGAGCGUUCUCCACUUGUUCUUCCCACCUCAUGGUAAUAACUGUUUGGUAUGGAUCCACUAUCUUUCUCCACGUCAAGCCUUCCAUCAAAGCUUCCUUGGAACUGACCAAAAUAAUCACCAUUUUAAACACUGUUAUAACUCCUCUGCUAAAUCCCUUCAUCUACACGUUCAGAAACAAGGAGGUGAAAGAAAUUUUGAAAAAGGCUUUCAGUUGGAAAACAGAAAGCCAUGCAUAAAGAUUUUGUCCUGGACUGUUUUUUGAAGCAUAUCAGAAAAGAGCAGCAGCUUCAGGGAUGUUUCAAGUUUCAAGAAAAGAUUUCUUUUAGAAUGUUCUCAGUCCUCAGCUAAGUUAUACAUCUGUAUUCAUGACAUGACCUUCUUAAACUUUCAGAACAGAAAAAAGGUUUGCCAACAACACAGAUUUAAUAUAUCUUUGGAAGAAAAUCAAGAUGUCUUUUCAGUAACCGUGCUGUCAGACCGGAAAUGAGCCACCAUCGGAGGUACAAAUAGUGACAGAGGACUGUUUCUCCUUUUCCAAGUGGGUCAGCACUUCUGUUCCCUUUGCUUCGAUCUCAGGUUUGCAAAUUCAAGUGUCUUUUUAGGUUACGUAACUGCAACUUAGUCUUGCCUGCCCUUCUCUUGGAGAACACAGGGCACUGAAAAAAAAAAAAAAAAAAAAAAAAAAAAACACAGCAAUUGUAAAUUUCCCCCUUUUGAUCAUUCUCAAGUGUACAAACUAAUUAUUUUAUUUUUACAGAAAUCCCAUUUCCCUCUUCUUCCCGCCUGCAUUUCCAGAGAAGCAAUUGUCCCCUCACAAGUGUAGCACUUGUGAGGCUGUGCAGUGAAUAUCUUGUUUAGUUUGGGGCCCUUUGCUACAAAAAGGUUACUGACUUGCUUGAACAUGUGCAGAGAAGAGCAACAAGGCUGAUGAAGGGACUAGAAAAUAAGGCACAGGCAUACAAGGGAAUUGUGACUUUAAUCUAGAGGAAAGGAGGCUGAGGGAAGACUUCAUCACUCUCUAUAACAUCCAUUUGCAGGGACAACCUGUAAACUACAGAACGAUACCUGCUGUAAAGAGGAGUGAUGGUAAUUGGGAUGUAUGGGAAACUGUGGGACCUGAACAUGCUUCGAAGACAGAAUAAGGUGUGGUUAUUGGCCAUGUUUCAGAUGGGAUGGAGUUGAUUUGAUUUGCUUCAGAGUGUCUGGAAUAAUGCCAUGGUUUGGCUUUAGGAGAAAAACAAUUUUGAUAACACAGCAUUGUUGUGCAGCUAUUGCAGAGCAGUGCAUUUCAUUUUCUUGUACUGCCCUGCCAGUGAGGGGGCUGAGAGGGCACACAAGGAGCUGCAAGGGGACAGUACCAGGAUAGCUGACUUAAACUGCCCAAAGGGAUAUUCUGUACCAUAUGAGAAACCUAUAUCAUGUGAUAAAACUAUAACAUGGAGGGAAAUUGGCUGAGGGGCAGCCACUGCUUGGUGAAAGGAUAGGCAUUUGUCAGUGCAUGGUGAGCAAUUGUGUUGUGUAUCACUUAAUUUGUGUA